AAAUCAGAAUCAUUUCUUCUCCGUCCACAAAAAAAAAUGGUGUUAGUGAUAACAGAGCCAAUUAAGAGUCAAUCAAAGACGGUAUGUGUGAUAGGAGCAGGACCAUCAGGGUUAGUGUCGGCGCGAGAGCUAAAGAAAGAAGGACAUAAAGUGGUGGUGAUGGAGCAAAACAACGACGUAGGAGGUCAGUGGCUAUACCUACCAAACGUAGAAGAAGAAGAUACAUUGGGAAAAACAAAAAUCCUAAAAGUACAUAGCAGUGUUUACUCAUCCUUGAGGUUGGCUUCGCCGAGAGAGACAAUGGGUUUCUCUGAUUUUCCGUUCACCGCGAAGGAAGGAAGAGACUCGAGGAGAUUCCCGGGGCAUGAGGAGCUUUGGUUGUAUCUUAAGGAUUUUUGUCAAGUGUUUGGGUUAAGAGAUAUGAUUAGGUUUAAUGUUAGGGUUGAGUUUGUGGGAAUGGUGAAUGAAGAUGAUGAUGUGAAGAGAUGGAUGGUAAAGAGUGUAGAGAAAGAGAGCGGUGAGGUUAUGGAAGAAGUGUUUGAUGCUGUUGUUGUUGCCUCUGGCCAUUACUCUUAUCCUAGAUUGCCUUCCAUCAAAGGAAUGAAUUUGUGGAAGAGGAAGCAACUUCAUAGCCAUAUCUAUAGAGUGCCUGAUCCUUUUCGUGAUGAGGUCGUGGUUGUUGUCGGAAGCUCAAUGAGUGGACAAGACAUAUCAAUAGAGCUUGUGAAAGUGGCAAAGGAAGUUCAUCUAAGUGCCAAAUCACUUGAGAUUCCUCCGGGCUUGACUAAAGUCAUUGAAAAACAUCAAAAUCUUCAUCUUCAUCCUCAGAUUGAAUCUCUAGAAGAAGAUGGACGGGUCAUCUUCGAUGAUGGGUCUUGUAUUGUAGCUGACACUAUUUUAUACUGUACCGGGUAUGAUUACAAAUUGCCAUUUCUUGAGAGCAAAGGAAGAGUAGAAAUUGAUGAUAAUAGAGUUGGACCACUCUUCGAACAUACUUUCUCUCCUUAUCUCUCCCCUUCUCUCUCCUUUGUCGGAAUCCCUCGAAAGUUAAUUGGGUUCCCAUUCUUCGAAUCACAAGCUAAAUGGAUAGCGAAGCUUUUGUCAGGCAAAACAUCACUUCCUUCCUCUGAUCAAAUGAUGCAAUCAAUCUCUGAAUUCUACCUCUCCAGAGAAGCUGACGGAAUCCCAAAACGCAACACUCACGACAUCGCUGAUUUCAAUUAUAGCGAUAAAUACGCGGAUUACAUUGGAUUUCCACAUUUAGAAGAAUGGAGAAAGGUCUUGUGUGUAUCGGCUAUAGUGAAUUCCAUCGAAAAUCUGGAGACUUAUCGUGAUUCUUGGGACGACGAUGAUCUUCUUCAAAAAACUCUUCAAGACCCUUAUUUUACCCAAGAAAUUGCUUCUGUUUAGAAAACAACAUUUUAGCUUUUGUCUAAAAUCUAAAUGAGUAAAACACUAAAGAUCUAAACUUUCU
Messenger RNA from Arabidopsis arenosa, 1474 nucleotides. The record is from the annotation of a GenBank genome assembly. NCBI's taxonomy places the organism in Eukaryota, Viridiplantae, Streptophyta, Magnoliopsida, Brassicales, Brassicaceae.